UCUGUUUAGGGCCACUUUUUUUUUUUUUUUUUUUAAUUUUGUUUUCCAUUUGUGAUCUUGCUGUUUAAAAAGGCCCCCAAGCAUAGUGCUGAAGGUACUGUUUAGUAUUCCUAAGCACAAGAAGGCUGCCUUAUGGAAAAAAAUUGCUAGAAUGAUGCAUAGAACUCAAAAAAAUGCUGUACUUAUGACUACUGGUAUUAGUUAAGCUUUGCUCAGGCAUGAGUUAUGCUGUUGGCUGUGAAUUUAAUGUUAGUGAGUCAGUGAUAUAUAUUAAAUAAGAUACCUUUAAGCAGAAACAUACAUAAAAGAAGCUUGGGUAUUGAUCAGUUGAUGAAAAUGUUAUGACCCAAGGCUCACAGGAACCUAACCCUGUAUUUCCCCUAGGAGCAAUGGUUCAGUGUUCGCGGUGACUUUAUAAAACAAAACUAUGGUGAAUAACGAGAAUCAAUUCUUUUUAAGGUGGUAUCAACAUCCUACAGAAGAAGAAUUAAGAAUUCUUGCAGGGAAACAGCAAAAAGGGAAAAGCAAAAAAGAUAGGAAAUAUAAUGGUCACAUUGAAAGUAAGCCAUUAACCAUUCCAAAGGAUAUUGACCUUCAUCUAGAAACAAAGUCAGUUACAGAAGUGGAUACUUUAGCGUUACAUUACUUUCCAGAAUACCAGUGGCUGGUGGAUUUCUCAGUGGCUGCUACAGUUGUGUAUAUAGUAACAGAAGUCUACUAUAAUUUUAUGAAGCCUACACAGGAAAUGAAUAUCAGCUUAGUCUGGUGCCUGCUUGUUUUGUCUUUUGCAAUCAAAGUUCUAUUUUCAUUAACUACACACUAUUUUAAAGUAGAAGAUGGUGGUGAAAGAUCUGUUUGUGUCACCUUUGGAUUUUUUUUCUUUGUCAAAGCAAUGGCAGUGUUGAUUGUAACAGAAAAUUAUCUGGAAUUUGGACUUGAAACAGGGUUUACAAAUUUUUCAGACAGUGCGAUGCAGUUUCUUGAAAAGCAAGGUUUAGAAUCUCAGAGUCCUGUUUCAAAACUUACUUUCAAAUUUUUCCUGGCUAUUUUCUGUUCACUCAUUGGGGCUUUUUUGACAUUUCCUGGAUUACGGCUGGCUCAAAUGCAUCUGGAUGCCCUGAAUUUGGCAACAGAAAAAAUUACACAAACAUUACUUCAUAUCAACUUUUUGGCACCUUUAUUUAUGGUUCUGCUCUGGGUAAAGCCAAUCACCAAAGACUACAUUAUGAACCCACCAUUGGGUAAAGAAAGUAUCCCUUUAAUGACAGAAGCCACAUUCGAUACUCUGCGACUCUGGUUAAUAAUCCUGCUGUGUGCUUUGCGGUUGGCCAUGAUGCGUAGUCACCUGCAAGCUUAUUUAAAUUUAGCCCAAAAAUGUGUGGAUCAGAUGAAGAAAGAAGCAGGGCGAAUAAGUACAGUUGAGCUACAGAAAAUGGUGGCUCGAGUCUUUUAUUACCUUUGUGUCAUUGCACUGCAGUAUGUGGCGCCUCUGGUAAUGCUGCUUCACACAACUCUGCUUUUGAAAACACUAGGUAAUCAUUCCUGGGGUGUUUAUCCAGAAUCCAUCACUACCUUACCAGUGGAUAAUAGCCUACUUUCCAAUUCUGUUUACUCUGAAUUACCAUCAGCUGAAGGGAAGAUGAAAGUAACUGUUACACAAAUAACAGUGGCAUUGAGCAGCUUAAAAAAUAUUUUUACUCCUCUUCUUUUUCGAGGACUUCUGUCUUUUCUGACCUGGUGGAUUGCUGCUUGCCUCUUUUCUACAAGCCUUUUUGGGCUUUUCUAUCACCAAUAUCUGACUGUGGCAUGAAUCUCAGUUGACAAAAAAGCAUAUCCAAAUCACACUUUAAAUUCAAAUAUUUGUGCCCUUGAAGGGCCGAUGAAAACCAGAAGAAAGCAAAUACAAAGGAAAAAAAAAAACAUAUCAGAAUAUUUUGUAUUAAAUGUGUCCUCUGUAUUCUCAGGGUGAAUUAAUGUUAUAAUAUUUAAAAUUACAAAAUAGAUUGUUAACUGUUACACUGUGGCAUUGGAAUUUUAACUCUGUAUUUACUGGUAUGAGAGGGCUAUCUACAAGGGUAAUACUUCUGAUUACCUUGGUUUACAGAAACCUCCAGCAGUCUUUGAAACAUCUCACAUGACUCUAGUUAUUGAUUGCUUUUAAUGGUAUUACGGUACUGUUGAUAGUCAUAGUGGCUGCCUGUAGAACAAUCUUCAAACUGAGCCAUGCUUUAGGGGAGGGAAAGGGGCUAAAGUCUCUUCUGUUGGUAAUAUAUUAGUUACUCUUGAAAUGAUAAAAUCCAACAGAAAGGAAAAGAUAGCUACUGUAUAUUACAGUAAAGAAAACUGCAAAGUUAUUUUAAAUUUAAUGGAGAUGAAUAUGCUUAAUAGCUACAACUAUUGCUGCUUGAGAGUAGCAAGAGUAUUAUUUUAAAACAUGCUCUACCCAACUUGAGAGUUCUUUUCAAAUGAUUGGCCAUAUGAACACUUGUAAUCUUGCCAUUAGGUUUCGACCUGCCAUAUUUUAUUUUAUUCUAUCAUCCUAAAUGGUUGCUUUUAAUAGUCUAAAGAUAUUUAUCAAUACUGAUCAGACUUUGAAGAAAUUACUUUGUAAACCUGCUGACUACCUGUAUGUAUUGUAUAUAUAUUAUAUAUUAAAUAUAUAAUAUAUUGAGAUUAUAAAAGAUGAAAAUAUUGAAUCCUUAUAAUAUUUUAAGUUGCAGAAUGUAUGUUAAAAAGUGAUUUGAAUGAGAUGUACUUGUAUAUAGAAAUUUUAUUUCCUUUUGGAAUGAGAUUAAAAUACAUUUUGAAAGUUCA
Cebus imitator (Panamanian white-faced capuchin) is the source of this 2814-nucleotide messenger RNA. RefSeq names its product transmembrane protein 161B (gene TMEM161B). The transcript is spliced from 11 exons. Lineage: Eukaryota; Metazoa; Chordata; Mammalia; Primates; Cebidae. The coding region runs from base 428 to 1810 and encodes 460 amino acids. The record is from RefSeq and is a predicted model, not a curated record.